Orcinus orca (killer whale) is the source of this 1104-nucleotide messenger RNA. RefSeq lists its product as uncharacterized. Bases 16 to 1047 code for a protein of 343 amino acids. The record is from RefSeq and is a predicted model, not a curated record. Lineage: Eukaryota; Metazoa; Chordata; Mammalia; Artiodactyla; Delphinidae. The transcript has 2 exons. Gene Ontology annotation, biological process: virion assembly. Gene Ontology annotation, molecular function: nucleic acid binding; zinc ion binding.
GACCUAUAAAAAUGCAUGUUCACGCCCUGGGGGGGUUCCUUCUUCGACCUCCUGCGUGAGGACCAAGGAACCCCGGUGCACCGGCCUUCAAUAAACCUCUUGCGUUUUGCAUCAGCUUCCGACUCUUGUUUCCUGGGCGAGUCGAAACUCCUAGGAGACCGCGAAGGUCUAACAUUUGGGGGCUCGUCCGGGAUUCCACUCGCCCCGGACCACAAGAACAUCGGGAGUUGGAGGUACCAGCCCACAUGGGAUGAUUGUCAGCAGCUGCUUCAGACUCUCCUAACGACUGAGGAGAGGCAACGGGUUCUUUUAGAAGCCAAAAAAAAUGUAUUAGGCGCCAAUGGGCAACCUACCCAGCUGCCUAACGAGAUUGAUGCUGGUUUCCCACUCGUCAGGCCAAACUGGGAUUUCAAUGCCCCGGAAGGUAGGGAGCGCCUGAAAAUGUAUCGCCAGGCUCUGGUGGCGGGUCUCCAUGGAGCGGCCAGACGGCCCACUAAUUUGGCUAAGGUAAGGGAAGUCACUCAGGGGCCCCAGGAAUCUCCAACUGUGUUCCUGGAACGUUUAAUGGAAGCCUUUAGAUGCUUUACCCCUUAUGAUCCAACUUCGCAGGAACAUAGGGCUACUAUAGCAAUGGCUUUCAUAGAUCAAGCGGCCCCUGAUAUUAAGAAGAAAUUACAGAGGCUAGAUGGCUUGCAGGGAUUUUCGCUUCAGGAGUUAGUAAAAGAGGCAGAUAAAGUAUAUAACAAAAGAGAAACAGAGGAAGAGAAGGAAGAAAAAAAGCAGAAAGAGCAGGAAGCCCGUGAAAUAAGACGGGAUAAGAGACAGGAGAGGAAUUUAAGUAAGAUACUGGCCACUGUGGUUGGAGGAAGAAAUAUAGGGGAUAGAAAUAGGCAGGAAGGGCGAACGGCAGACAGAAGGCGGCCAUUAGACAAGGACCAAUGUGCCUACUGUAAAGAAAUAGGACAUUGGGCGAGAGAAUGCCCUAAGAAAAAGAAUGGAGGAAGGCCAACCAGAAACAAAAUCUUAACAUUGGAAGAAGAAGACUAGGAAAGUCAGGGCUCGAACCCUCUCCCCGAGCCCCGGGUAACUCUUAAAGUGGAGGGG